AUGCAGGCUGCACGCUCGCCGCCGCCCCCGCCCCCGGCCUUCGACGACUGGCACGACGACGUGCCGGAAGUUCUGGAGGAAGCCGACUUGGCGAGCGGUCACCGCAGAUACCACCGCGGCGGCGACGUGGGCCCCGCCGAGAAGGCGAGGCCCCGUCCCGUGCCGCUGCGCAGGAGGACCAGCAGCGGCGACAGCCUGCCGGAACGGCAGCGCAGUUUCACCACCGUGUUCGAUGCGGGUCGGCCCGACCCCGGGGACCCGCUGCCCAACGGCCUCCGCGUGCCGAAUCGGCAGGAGGUGGCCAUGCGGCUGGUGGCCGCCGAGGCUGCGGCGAGCCCCAGGCAGCCGACGCUGUUCGACACCCCGGUCCAUUCGGAACCGCCGCAGCCGCAGCGCCCGCCCCCGCUGGUCGACGACGCCCACGGCCAUCGAGGCAGCGCCGACCGGCGGCUUCGCCCUGCCCCCGCCGCGCCCAGCCCACCGGGCAACGCCGCGAUGGCGGCGCGGCACAGGAGGGCCAGCAAGGCGCGUGCGGGCGCCCCCCUGGACGUCGCCGGCUACCACGCGUUGCGCUGCCCCGCCGGGCCACAUUGCAACCGGCUCCACAGUGAGAUCGUGCGGGCCCUCACCAGGUGGAUAUCUUCCCGCGGCGGGCGUGUCGACAUCGAGCGCUGCGCAACCGAAUUGUACCGCUUGCACGGCGGCGGCGUCCUCGAGGAGGCGCGCGUGGACUCGGUCAUCAGCUGGCCGGGCGCCCCGGCACCGGCGUGGGUCGAUGCAGCGGUCCGCUCGGCCGCGGUGUCGGGGCCAGCUGAGCGGCUUGUCGGCCACGAAGCGGCGGACGCGGAGCACCAGAAGCGCAACCGUUGCGGCGCGACGGCCGAGGGGCGCCUGGGCGCCUCGGCGCAGCAGUUCAUCGCGGAGACCGCGGCGGCGGCCCGCGAGCUGGGCGGGCAGCCUACGCGCGGCAGAACUCCUCGCGUGUUUACUUACGUUUGGUAG
Molecule: messenger RNA, 1002 nt
Organism: Prorocentrum cordatum
Lineage: Eukaryota; Dinophyceae; Prorocentrales; Prorocentraceae
Source: the annotation of a GenBank genome assembly